AUGAGCUCGCCCUGGCUCACAAUCGAGGAAGAGGAUGGGCUAGGGAUGAAGGUUACAAAAGACCAUGAUAUCGGUUACGGCAAUGGCAGGUUCCUCAGGAUUGCAGCUCGGAAAGGCCUUGUGCAUAUCAUCAAUGCCCUCAUUGAUCAAGGCUUUAAUCUCAACACCACGGGGAAUUAUUCAGGUCCUUACUCUGGCCAAUCAACCCCGAUUGAAGUGGCAGCGGCCGCAGGACAGUGCGAAGUCGUGGCUAUUCUCUUGAAAAGGGGCGCUGAAGUCGGACAGGCAUUAUCAUUUGCCGUACGCAACGACGACACGCAGAUGAUUCAGCUAAUUCUUAAUGCGCAUCCUGAGACUCCCCUUGAAUGGCCUCUGCUUCUCGAUUCACGGGGAAACUAUUUGCGCACUGUCACCCCGAUGGUCGUGGCAGUCGCUUGGAAGCGAGCCCGCUCUCUUGAAAUGCUACUCGCUCAUGCCAAGCAACACUGUCAUGCUAUAAUUGGGUACAGUUUGGUGUUCGCAGCGCGAAAGGGAGACAUGAGCCAUAUGCAGUCAAUUCUCGGUGACUUCCAGUUGGAAGAAUCGGGUGACGGGACUUCCUUGGCUCGUCAGCAGUAUGCUACCUUUGUCAUGGUGUCAAAAAUUGCAGCCAGGAGAAAGAGUACACGGAUGAUGCAGCUUCUCCUAUGCCAUGUCUCUUCAGAGACCAUCCAAGAACAACUCCUUGAAUUCUUUGUUCGGGUUGGUAUUUCAAAUGCCAACUGGUAUACGGUUGUUGAAAAUGCCAAGCACAUCUUCAAUCCAUCAUUUUAUGACAACCUCGCAGAAAAAGCACUUGUUUCAUUCGCUUCAAUGAAGGUGCCUUUACCCAAGGGCAAUAAUUCUAAAGAUCUCGCCGCGUACGAGGAAGGGUUUGAACGUCUGUUUGGACGUUCGUCAGUUUUCAUCCUAGCAUUACCAGAUGCUCUUCGUGAGGCCACUAAGAAAAAUAACCUGGUUCUCAUAAGGCGUAUGCUAGACUUGCACCGUUUGACAUGUGCUAUGCCAACAAGGAAUAUUGCAACCUGGAUCAAUGAAACAGAUGCAGAUGGGAAGACUUUACUGUACUACGCAUGUACUAACGGACACCCGGAUAUCUUUUUCUCCUUUUUGGAUCUCGGAGCAGACACGCGCGGCCUAUACGACCAAUUCCCAGUGGAACUUGUGGACGAAAAGGGAAGGCGAAUACUGGCAGACAAAAGUGGCAAGGCAAAUCUGUUGCAGAUUGCUUUGGAUGCAUACCAAGCAUCGGAAGACACAUUCGAAUGGUAUCCUUGGGGAAAUACCCUAUGGGAAAGGCCUAUUGAAGUAUCAUAUGGACCUAUUAUCUGCCAUCUCCUUGAUGUGGGGCUGGAGAUUGAUUUGGCAUACCCAUGUUUGGUUAAAUUCUUCUAUGUUGCUUGUCGUCAGGGUGCACUCGUGCAUGUGAAAAGGCUCUUGGAGAAAGGAGUCAGUCCAACUGCUCGGUCGAGUAGUAUCCGUCGACAACACAUGACGCUCGAAUCAGCUCUUCAUGUUGCUGCCAUCGGAGGCCAGAUGGCUGUUGCGGAGUAUCUCGUGAGCCAAGGGGCUAAUGUACGUGCCAAAGCAAACCUUGGCAAUUAUUGUGGAACGUACAAUCAGACUGCCAUCGAAGCUGCUCUAGAACGACAUUCUCUAUCUGGGUCAGAAGCGGAUAUUCAUGAAGUCUGUGCAUACCUUGUUGGCUCGGGUGCGUCUGAGAGUGAUGCUGAACUUUUGUUGGUGAAAGCCUGUCAAGCAAGUAACUUGGCUUCUGUCAAACGUUUGCUGCAGCGUGGAACCAAAAUGACAGAUGCGUCUGCCAUCAAGACAGAAGAACUUUAUCGCAUCUUUAUCGAAGCCGAUUUCAACUUCCAUGACCAUCCGGCUACUAUUGGUGGUCUGACGGAGAAUGCAAUGAAAGAGGAAAAUUUGGAAUUUUUCCAGGAACUGGUCAAUGUUUAUGGUCUCCUGCUUGACUCUCAAAAUCUUGUCCGAGCCAUAAUGGCAACUUCAAAGCGCAAACAGAGCCGGGCCUUGUUCCUACGAAUUCUGAUAGAGGAAUUCUCUCUUGAUAUCAAUCGCGUCUAUCCGUUCCCUUGGUGCGAUCUCAAGAUGACCACAAUCCUUAAUGAAGUAGCUUGUGACUUCGAAGACGUCGAUGAUGUGAGCUUUAUACUCCAACUAGGUGCAAAUUCCGAUAGUCCGGGUCUCCGCUAUACUCCCCUCACGACAAUCCUUGUGCGGGAUGCAAUAUCAACAAGCGGCCGUUGUCCUACGGUCACACAUGCCAUCAUCAAAGCACUUUUGCACCACGGGGCAGAUCCGAACGGGCUCCCACUAGUCGACCUGGAGCCUAUGGGUCAAGCAGAAUCUCGAACGUUCAGGACCCCGUUGCUACUUGCCAUCAUCAACAAUAUUCCUGAAACUGCUCACAUUGUGAGGACAUUCAUAAAUCAUGGCGCUGAUGUCAAUAUGGGGCGGAUUUCACCUUUGCGUCUUUCCCAGUUCUUUGGCCAGGGAGAUGUUGAGAAUUUGCUUCGUGAGCAUGGCGCUAGGGAUAACAGUGACCCUGAUUGCCUAAUACCAGACUUCGUUAGGGUCCUCAAAUGGAAAGACACUUACCUGGAUAGCGCUGUGGAUGGUGUCAGAGCCAACAGACUAGAGGAGAUCGUGGAGAGAUAUACACUAGGUUCUAUUGUGGGCAGUGAAGACAGUGAGUAG
Messenger RNA from Penicillium griseofulvum, 2763 nucleotides. Its product is annotated as ankyrin repeat domain-containing protein. NCBI's taxonomy places the organism in Eukaryota, Fungi, Ascomycota, Eurotiomycetes, Eurotiales, Aspergillaceae. The record is from RefSeq and is a predicted model, not a curated record. The transcript has a single exon. The coding region runs from base 1 to 2763 and encodes 920 amino acids. Gene Ontology annotation, molecular function: protein binding.